Molecule: messenger RNA, 1409 nt
Organism: Eufriesea mexicana
Lineage: Eukaryota; Metazoa; Arthropoda; Insecta; Hymenoptera; Apidae
Exons: 7
Coding region: 28-939 (303 amino acids)
Source: RefSeq, a predicted model, not a curated record
UACGCAUGCACAGUCCACGAUUCGACGAUGGCUAGACACAGUGAUUCACGUUCAAUCUCUCAGAAAUGCGUCGUUCUGAUGUGCCUUGUCGCCGUUCACGUGGCAGGAAAAGAGAUCUGCGACGAAACAAAGUGUCCCGGUCCCCUGAGAUAUUACAAGGACAUCGGUUGUAAACCUGUCUACAAGAAUCCCGGCGACUGUUGCGCACAAGUGUACGACUGCAGCCACCUGAAGAAUUUGUCACCGGAGAAAUGUUACGCGAACGGCCACGAGUAUGAUGUCGGUGAAUCGCUGAAGCCCGAGGACGCGAAACCUUGCGAAAUAGGGUGCACGUGCAUAUUACACGAUUCCGUUGCCCAUUUCUCGUGUGCAAUCCUUGACUGUAACUUCAAUGUUGACCAAGAUUGUUACAUGAGGUACUCGCAUGAUAAGUGCUGCCCAGAACGCAUUUGUAAUAAGAAAAGGGCAACUUGCGAGGUUGACGGCAAAUUGUACCUCGAUGGAGAGCAUUUCCUGGUAAAAUCUGACCCGGAACUGGAGUGCUAUUGCUUGCCUGGAUACAAAGGUGAAAAUAUCGAGCCUUUCUGUAAGAAACGUUCUGAUACUUCUUGCGAUCCUGUGUUCAGACAGCCUCAUGAUAUUCACGAUAAUUGUGUACCUGUGUUCUACAGCAGUCAAAAUCCACAGACGGAUUGCAACUUGAGUGCUAGAUGUCAAAACUCGAAAGACGCUGUUAUUCAUAAUCAUGACAGCCUUAAGUCCGUUUCUGAAGAAGAAAGCAAGUUGUGUCGAUUUGGUAACAUGACGAUGCACAUAGGCGACGAGUUGAACCAGAACACCGAUUAUAGCUCACAUUGCGUGAAAUGCCUGUGCGAGGUGCCACCGGUCCCGACAUGCCAAAGACUUCCUGACAGCGAGUGUGACUCAAAAAAUCUGUGAUAUCCCCUUCUUCUAAGUUGCUGUCGACGAUUCGGUUUCCAAGUUUCAUCCUCUCGUGAACCUCGAAUGUCACGACUAUAGUUAGCUUUAGAAGUACUAUAUACGCUGUUAGUCUAUCUUCGUCGUUAUUACGUGUCGUUGAAAUUUGUACUAGAAAUAUUUGCGUAGAAUUCCUGCGAAAGUCUUAGGCUUGUUCGAUUAACGUUUCGCGAAGUGUCUCGUUAGAGAAAGAGAUUAGAAACUAGAAUUUGUUAAUGGGAGAAAUACAGUGUACGAAUAAAAAUCGAAUAAAAAUUUAAGAUUUUAGUUAGUACAGGAUUAUGAUAUAAAAUUAGAAGCUUUUUUCGUGAACGAAUAUGAAAUUCUAAAAUUUAUUGGAGCAUCUGUUGUGUUUGGAGAGUGCAUACGUAACCUGAAGACGAUUUGGAAACAAUUAAUAUUGACAGAAUGUAGAAAUGUGAAGCACGUUU